Molecule: messenger RNA, 1251 nt
Organism: Penicillium manginii
Lineage: Eukaryota; Fungi; Ascomycota; Eurotiomycetes; Eurotiales; Aspergillaceae
Product: lipase family protein
Exons: 2
Coding region: 1-1251 (416 amino acids)
Biological process (GO): lipid metabolic process
Source: RefSeq, a predicted model, not a curated record
AUGUCUCCCUGGAGACGGCUUGUAUCUACCUGCCUUGCAUUCUCGCUGUGGGGCACUUCACUGGCACAUGGUGAGACGAAACAUAUCUCCAACGAGUUAUUUGACUCUUUAGAGGAGUUAUCUCGUCUAGUAGAUAUCUCCUACUGCGUGGGCACAUCCGGCGUGCAGAAGCCAUUCAAGUGCCUCAGCCACUGCGAGGAAUUUCCAAAUCUCGAACUAAUAACGACCUGGAGCACAGGUGUGCUUCUCUCCGAUUCCUGCGGCUACGUGGCACUCUCGCACGCGCCAGGACAAAAACGCAUUGUCGUUGCUUUCCGCGGCACAUACUCGAUCACAAAUACGAUUAUCGACUUAUCCGCCGUUCCACAAGAGUACGUGCCCUACCCGGGAAACGGCGACGAAGAAGGCGAACAACAAGACGCGAGGCAGCCAGAGAAAUGUCAGAACUGCACCGUUCACGCUGGAUUCAUGUCUUCAUGGCGUAAUACCCGCGAAACAGUCCUGCCGCACAUUGCAGACGCGCUCGCUAAGAAUCCAGAUUAUGACGUAACCCUUGUCGGCCACUCGCUGGGCGGAGCCGUGGCCGCACUAGCCGCACUGGAGAUGCAAGCAAUGGGCUGGAACCCGCAAGUGACGACAUUUGGAGAACCGAUGGUUGGCAACGCUGGAUUUGCAGACUUUCUCGAUAAACAGUUCGGACAGGGCAAUUAUAGCGAGUCAAAUGCAAGCCGCGAUCCUGAGCACCGGCAGUUCCGCCGCGUGACGCAUAUUGAUGAUCCGAUCCCUUUACUGCCUCUGAGUGAAUGGGGGUAUGCGCCUCAUGCGGGUGAGAUUUUUAUUUCGCGCCCUGAGUUACCGCCCACUGCUGAGGAUAUACAUAUUUGUAUUGGAAGUCAGGAUCCGAGAUGUAUUGCGGGCUCUGAUUCGCCGGAGUCUCUGCAGGAUGUAUGGCGAGACAUCAAUAUUCCCGUGGAUGUCCAGGAUGACACGCCCAGCGGAGACGAAGACCCAUGUGUGGAAGAAAAUGAGGAAUCUUUACAGGGUGUGGACCACCAGGUUGUUCUUGGGAAACAGAGAGGCGCAGGGUCGUCGAAAUGUACACCUGCCGAUGAUGAUGAAAAUGCGCCCUUGUUUCCUCGAAGCUGGUCGCUGAUUCCGGCGAGAUAUCGCCUUUGGGAACUUUUCUUUGCGCAUAGGGAUUAUUUCUGGCGUAUUGGGUUGUGUUUUCCUGGGGGAGAUCCGACAGGGUGA